Trematosphaeria pertusa is the source of this 808-nucleotide messenger RNA. RefSeq lists its product as uncharacterized. The record is from RefSeq and is a predicted model, not a curated record. Bases 226 to 750 code for a protein of 174 amino acids. NCBI's taxonomy places the organism in Eukaryota, Fungi, Ascomycota, Dothideomycetes, Pleosporales, Trematosphaeriaceae. The transcript has 2 exons.
GUUCCCGCGCGAGAUGGUGAGAUGGCUCGCCAGCGCGCACGGCUAAAGGAGAGCCAGCGACGAUGAAGGGCGUUGUGGAGUGUUCAUUGGAUGCGGGAGUGCCAGCGCGUUUCUUUUCUCCCGUUUUGCCCGCCCUUCCGCAGCCGAGGCCGCCGCUCGUGCUCGUCAACGGCGAACCCGUCCCCGUCAAAAACAAAGUUCUCCUGGCGAACUAUCGAUUGACGCAUGAUGCUCGUGCGUGGUAUAUUUAGGCCUGAUGAUUCGAGGAGCACCGCUCGUUCCAAGGAUUCUACCGAGCGAACGUUCGCCCAAUUCGACAUCCUAUUCCAGAAAGACGACACGACGUUCGAAAGCCGAAGACAGCAGGUCCCCAAGUCGCAGCGCUCGAGUCCAGCGGCCAGGCGCGUGGGAGUGUUCCUGGUCGUUCAUCUCCCGAUAUUGGCCAUCUGGUCAGCUCAUCCGGGGUCUCGGGGCCAAUGGCAUCGCCUGCCGACGCAGAGGAAUGACUCGGCAGCGCAGGGCAUCGCGAGGCCCCUCGGAACGGAAACAUCCUUCGAAAAGCACACGAAGGCCCGAAUGGAUGCGAGAAAAUGGACGGUUGGGUUCGCGGGCGUGAGCGUGGUGCAGGAACGAACGGCACGGAAGACACAGAAGCCUCAGCCGUGGCGCAUCAAAUUUCCCGAAUGCACAGCGCUUGGAAGGCACGACCUGCGUGGUGUGAUGAGGAGAACAUACCUAGGUGUAACAUAAAGGAUGGCAUGUAAGGUACUUACAGACGGGGAUUGGCGAAAGGCGGAUAGUUGGGUUU